AUGUUCGCCCUGCGCUCCUCGAUCGCGAAGCCGGCCGCGCCGGCCGCCGCCCGGACCUCCGUCCGCGCCCGUGCGAACGCCGGGUGGCUCCCGGGCGCCGAGGCGCCUUCGCACCUGAACGGCUCCCUCCCCGGCGACCGCGGGUUCGACCCGCUCGGCCUCGGGUCCGACCCCGACCGCCUCAAGUGGUACGCCGAGGCCGAGAAGAUGAACGGCCGCUGGGCGAUGGCUGCAUGCGCCGGCAUCCUCUUCACGGACUUCAUGGGCCUGCCUAAGUGGUACGAGGCCGGCGCGGCGGAGUACGCGAGCCCUGGCACCAACGGCCAGCCUAUCCUGCCCCUGAUUGCCAUCGAGGCUGUCGUUAUGGGCUUCCUCGAGACCAAGCGCUACCAGGGCUUCAAGGAGACGGGCAAGUCCGGCUUCCUGAACGCCUACCCCUUCGACCCCGCUGGCAUGAACUCGGCCUCGAUGGCCGAGAAGGAGGUCAAGAACGGCCGCCUCGCCAUGGUCGCCUUCGCCGGCUUCGCCAUCCAGGCCGUUGUGACCCGCACCGGCCCGGUCGAGGGUCUGGGCAAGCACCUGGCCGACCCCUUCGGCUACAACAUCGGCGCCAACGUCAUGAACAUCCAGAACGUCAUCUCCCAGUAA
This is a messenger RNA of Pedinophyceae sp. YPF-701, 648 nucleotides long. The record is from the annotation of a GenBank genome assembly. Lineage: Eukaryota; Viridiplantae; Chlorophyta; Pedinophyceae.